Messenger RNA from Haplochromis burtoni (Burton's mouthbrooder), 3474 nucleotides. RefSeq names its product kinesin family member 18A (gene kif18a). Lineage: Eukaryota; Metazoa; Chordata; Actinopteri; Cichliformes; Cichlidae. The record is from RefSeq and is a predicted model, not a curated record. Gene Ontology annotation, molecular function: microtubule binding; microtubule motor activity; ATP binding. Gene Ontology annotation, biological process: microtubule-based movement.
GGAAGACGACAGCUUUUUUGAAAAUAUUGGCGGCGGUUGUGCUAGCGACAAGGUUAGCGAGUUUAUUCACUUAAUUCGAGCUACUUUUAAACCGAGCGUUUGAUCUGAAAGUGUCGCCUUAGUAGGGAUAUGGACGAUAGUCGUUACUAACAAAAGGGAAACCAAGAUGGCGAGUGAUGUGUGCAGCCAUGUAAAGGUUGUUGUUCGAGUGAGGCCGGCCAAUGACAGUGAAAAGCACGAAAACUGUCGAAAUGUGGUCCAGGUCGUCGAUAACCACAUGCUCAUAUUUGACCCCAAAGAAGAGGACUUGUCGUGCUUUGGGUCACAAAGAGUACGAAACAGAAACAUCAAUAAGAAGGCUAACAAAGACCUGAAGUUUGUUUUUGACCUAGUCUUCGACGAGAAUGCUACACAAGUCGACAUUUUUGAGAACACCACUAAAGGAGUGCUGGAUGGGGUGAUGAAUGGAUUCAACUGUACAGUGUUUGCCUAUGGUGCUACCGGAGCAGGCAAGACACAUACCAUGUUAGGUUCACAAAAUGACCCUGGGGUCAUGUACCGCACAAUGAAAGAGCUCUUCAAACGCAUGGAUGACGCCAAGGAGGAGAAGGAGUUUGCAGUUGCAUUUUCAUAUCUUGAAGUUUACAAUGAACAGAUCAGAGAUUUGUUGGCUAAUGCAGGACCUCUUGCAGUCAGGGAGGACAGUUCUAAAGGAGUGGUUGUACAAGGCCUCACACUGCAUAAGAGUAAAAAGGCUCAUAUACCGUACAGAGACAGCAAGCUGACGCGGAUACUUAAAGACUCCUUGGGAGGCAACUGCAGGACGGUUAUGAUUGCCAAUGUUAGCCCCUCUUCCAAAUCAUAUGAUGACACCCAUAAUACCUUAAAGUAUGCCAACAGGGCUAAGGAGAUCAAGUCCUCGCUGAAGAGUAAUGUUGUCAGCUUGGACAGUCACAUUGGCCAGUAUGCUGUGGUCUGUGAGAAGCAGCGGCAAGAGAUCAUGCAGUUGAAGCAGAAACUAAAAGAAUAUGAGACGAAGAGCACGGGGGCUGGGGCUUUUAGCACAAUCUCUUCCCAGAAGCAAGAAGAGUUCAAAAGGGUGUCAGAAACGCUGCGGCGAAUCUUCUCGAGCCGAGCCCAAAUCAGGCAAGAACAGCUGGAUUUGGAGAGACAGCUGAAGGAGAAUGAGCUGCGCCAGCGCUACAGUGAAGAGGACAACCUGCAGGUCCAAUACCUCUGUGCCAAGGAAAAGACUGAGAAGGCCACUUGUAAGCACGAGCGGAAGAUUGCCAGCUUACGGACUCAGCAGCAACACAUUUGCAAGCGUUUGAAGGAGGCAGAAACGCGCUUCCUGGAAAACGACGGCUGGCUUCACCGCGUCGAGAACGAGAUUAGGUUGUUAAAGUCGAACGAUCAAACCACAGAGGUGUUAGAGAAGGAGCUACACUGCCACAGAUUUGAGCUGCAGGUAAAUGAUCUCAAACAACACAUCAAGCAGAUGGUCAAGCUCACCAAUCUACAGGAUCAGGAAAACAAGCGCAUGCAAAAAAUGGUGAACAUCUUGCUGCCAGCUUAUAGUCGGCAUUAUUCUGCGCUGCGUGGAGCCGGGCUGACCACAGAAGCUGACGAGACGGACAACCAAGAACUCGAACACCUUGUGCUGAGGGAGAGGGGCGUGGUCUGGGCUGACCAGGAAGGGGCGGGGCCGCAGCAGAAAGGUGGAGGGAUUUGUGUGGAGUCACAGGAGACAAAUGAGGCAGGAAAAAUUGGACUCCGCAGCGAGCUGGCACCUGUCCUCUCUUUCACACAUCUGCAAUACCACCAGAAUAGCCCCUGCAGUUCAGAGAGGCACGCGAAAAGAUUGUGCAAUCCUUCUCCAUCACCAAAAGGCAAAGGAAAUCAAACAGAUGUGGCACAGGAAUCACUUCCCAGAAUGCCCAUCAGGAGAAAUUUAUCUGCGUUACUUCCACCGCAAAGCCCCCGCACAGUUGCUGCUAGCCAAGAAUUUGAGGAGGACAUGUUUCCUCUCCAGUGCACGCCAGAACCGUGUCAAAAAAACACCCAGGCCCAGCUGCCAGGCUCCUCCAGUGCCAUGGAUCCAAACAUGACCUUUGAAGUUAUAGACAAUGAAGACCAAGCUGCAAGUAACGCAACCAUCAUAAUAAGCAGCAGUAGUCCGUGUCAAGCAUCAACGUCCACAGACGUCUCGGGUCAACCUAACAAAGCCAUGGAGGGGAAUCAGAUGACCACCAAACGACAACAAAUCGCACCGCUCCAAGAAGCGAGACGCACCAACCCGACCUACAUGAGUAUGACGUCUGCUGCACAAGGGAAGCGAAAGUUUAACUGCAGCUUCAGAGAAGAGUUAACACAUGCAGCAAAGCGCGUAAAGAAAGACUCCUUGGUGGCCCAGAGGCCACUCAGAGUGCAUCGUUUUGUUGGUUCAGAGAACAAGCCUCGGAGAGUUGUGAGGAGCGCUUCUGAAGGAUAUCUUAACCUCAUUGAACCGCAGAAACCCAAGUCCAUUUUCUAUAAAACAUCUCAGCAGCUGAAACGAGUGGCUAAACGCAUGUGAGGCAGCACUGAGCUCAAGUCAUAUCGCCUUUAAAAACACUUUCGACCCUGCACCUUUUCCAUCCUCAUUGGUGUUUUUAGAAGAUCUUUUUUUUCUCCAAAGCUUAGAAGAAAGUGCUCAAUUGUGCAGAAAUGCUAAAUGUAAUUGGAUAAAAGUUCUACUGAGUCGUGUUUUAUUUCCUUUCAGCCUUGCACUGAAGUGAACUUUCACUUGUACAUAAGCAUUGUAUGGGCAGUUGUAGAAUAUUCAGAUUAUUCUUGAUUUGUAUUAGUUUGGAGCCUUUCUUUGUAUUUUAACCUGUAUUAUUAAAGUUAUGUUCACACUAACAGCAAAAAGAAAAAAAAAAGGAUAAAUCACUGUGUGUCCUGCAGAUAUUUUUGUACAUUAUGUACUUUGAUCUAUUUUCAAAUGGUGAUCAGCUUUUAGGUGACCACAUUAACCAGGGCAGCUAAUAACAUCGAAACUGCUCGACUCUGAGCUGUUUGUGUUUCUUAUUUUUAUCCUGUACAGGUAAUAACAUGGGUUUAUAGAUAUUUCAUAAUAAAAGUGCUUGUAAGAGAAUCUGUGGUUUUUCAAUAAAAAGAUCCUUUUCAUCAAAAAAAAGUAAAAAAGAAAGUAAUAUCUGCUUUUUGUGCCAUUGAUGCUGUGCGUGAAUGUGGUUCUCAAUGACGUUUCAGUUACAAGAUGUUCCAACACUAAGUAAGUGACAUCAGACGGCCUCAGAGAAGGUGAAAAAUACAAUGGCAGGCAAAAUUGAACUGAGCUAGGAGUGAGUCACACAUAACUCUUAUUGUCUUCCUAUAACAUUCAUAUGCUUUUAGGAAAGAGAUCGUGAUUCCAGCGAUGCUAUCUUUACAGAUGAAAGUACUUUGGUGUUGUGUUUGGGUGUUUUUUGCUCU